CACCGAUUGGUCGAUACAAAAAAAAAUAAAAAAUUGAGAACCUCAUUUCCAACCGUGUUGGGACAGAUAGUCAAUUAUGGAGAAAGUUACGUGUGAUGUCCACGGUAAAGUGGCGUAUGUUUGCUGAAGACAGGGGUGAAAGAUGGACCAAGUCAAGGCAAAAGCUUCUACGUGUGUUUGGACAAGCGUGGCUGUGACUUUGUCAAAGUGGCCAGUAUCUCGGCCUCCCACUGCCUCCUGCACGAGGACUCCAUGGUCGAGCUGCAAGCGUUAUCUUUUCGCCAGCAGCAGCAGCAGUGCAGGUUGUUCUACAGGUGUGUGGAAGGUAGAAAAUCCGGGCAGCAAUGGUGUGGACAUGUACCUUGGACUGUGCCGGAGAACGAAGAGAAUAAGUGUGAAGAAACGGCACAAGCUGCUUCUCUGCCACUUGUGCGAAACCCCUUUAAAGUUCCAGAAAAAGUGGGCCAAGAAUCCAAGUGGACGCAAAUAGAAAGUAAGAGCCAAGACGAAAUGGCAAAGAAAGGUCCAGGUGAUGAAGGGCAAGAUAGGCCAAUCACAGAUGACGACAAAUACAGGGCCAAACAUCUUCCAGUAGGGAUAAAGGUGAAGAAAAAAUCGGUCGAUAAAACAUCUCCUCCAAGCACUUCGAAGCCCAAAAGCGACAUGGCCAUCAAAAGCAACAUGGCUGCCUCCGUAAGUUCCGUAUCGGAGUCAAGUGCCUCCAAAUCUGCGCUCAAAAAGGAAAUGGUGGCCUCUGGAGGUUUGCCCAAAGCAAGUGCUUCCGUGCCUGCGCCGAAAAACAAAACGGUUGCUUCAGGAGGGUCGGACGACGCACGAUGGAGACCCCGUCAAAGCAAGCAGUUCCAAGAUGACGACGAAGAGGACGAAGACGUGGUGCUGGUGUCCGUAAAACCCCCUCAAAAGACCGCCACCGCCAUCCAGAAGCCACUGACCUCCUACUCUGGCUUUCAGCCGGCCUCCAAUGUGAAAGCUCCACCGAGGAACCCCCGGGGGAUGCACAGGAUGCUGUCCACUCAGCUCCAGCAGAAAAAGGCCACCCUGGCAGCGGUGAACGUGGCGGCGCUGCCCGACAAAGGCGAGCGUCUGAGGACUCAGGUUCAAGAGCUGGAGGCGGCGCUGGAGUCUCUCAACCUCAGUCCCGCAGACGAGAGGGCAACCAGCAGCCAGGGUGACAACGCCCCCAACCGCCCGGGCGCCACCUUCCUCAUUCCAGCACUUCCCGCCCAAAGACAGCAACUUCAGCCAAGGCACGGCUUCGCCCAGAUGUCUGAAGAUCACCAGGCCUUCUACGGCGGCCGUAUGACGAACAACCGUCUGCUGGCGGUGAAGAACGCCACAAGCGAGGCCAUUGACCAUCUGCACAGGUCGCUAGAGUCCUGCCCGGCCCCCGACGCCGAGGCUCCGGACCCCAAGGGGCUCAAGGUUUCGCUGCUGGCCCACCAGAGGAGAGCUUUGGCCUGGCUGCUCUGGAGGGAAGCGCAAAAUCCGUGUGGAGGCAUUUUGGCCGACGACAUGGGCUUGGGGAAAACGCUCACCAUGAUCGCUCUCGUAUUGGUGCAGAAGAUCAACGCAAAGGCUAAAGACGGAGAAGACAAGAAAAAGGAGGAGGAGGAGGAGGAGAAGCGUGAGAGCUGGCUGUCAAAAACUGAUUGCCGAGCGGUGCCGUCCAAAAGCACCCUGGUCAUCUGCCCGGCCUCGCUGGUCCACCACUGGAAGAAGGAGAUUGAGCGACACGUAAAGGGGAGCCGGCUCAGCGUGUACUUGUACCACGGGCCCGACCGCAAGAAGAACGCCCGAAUGCUGGCUCAACACGACGUGGUGGUGACCACGUACGCCUUGGUGUCCCGAGAAACGCCCAGCCAGAAGGAGGUGGACAAACCCAACCAGGAGGCCAACAAUGCGGCGGCGGCGGUGCCGAACGGCGGCCCCCUCAUACGUGUGGCGUGGGCGCGGGUGAUCUUAGAUGAGGCGCACAACAUCAAGAACCCCAAGGUGCAGCAGUCCAUGGCCGUGUGCCAGCUGACGGCGGCCGCCCGCUGGGCCAUGACCGGAACGCCCAUCCAGAACAACCUGCUGGACAUGUACUCGCUGCUCAAGUUCCUGCGCUGUUCUCCGUUUGACGAGUUCAAACUGUGGAAGGCGCAGGUGGAUAACGGCUCCAAGCGCGGCAGGGAGCGACUCAACAUCCUGACCAGGACUCUGCUGCUGCGACGCACCAAAGACCAGCGGGAUUCUUCUGGAGAACCCCUGGUGGCGCUUCCUGACCGGACCUGUAAGGUGCAUCAACUGCAACUGUCGGAGGACGAGCAAGCCGUCUACGACGUGGUCUUUGCCCAGUCCAGGUCUACUCUGCAGAACUACUUGAAGAGGCACGAAGGGAGCGACACGAAGGGAAAGCGCGUCUCUGCUUCCAAUCCCUUUAGCAAGGGGUCGCAGGAGUUUGCCUCGUCCCAGACCGACUCGCCUGUGUCCUCGUCCCAACAACCUCCGCAGACGGCCAGCACCGCCCACAUCUUAUCCCUGCUGCUGCGUCUGCGACAGUGCUGCUGCCACCUUUCACUGCUCCAAAAGACUCUGGACGCUUCGGAGCUGCAAGGCGACGAUGUGGUCCUGUCCCUGGAGGAGCAGCUCAACGCUCUGUCCCUCACGUCCACGUCGGAUGCCGGCGAGGACACGGUGGGCCUGAACGGGACGCGUUUCCCUUCACGGCUCUUUGAGGAGCGCAGCAGGAGCACCAAGAUUUCUGCCAUUGUCUCAGAGUUGGAGGCCAUUCGAGCUAAAGGUGACAACCAAAAAAGUGUGAUCGUGUCCCAGUGGACCAGUAUGCUCCAAAUCGUGGCCGUCCAUCUGCAGCAGAUGGGCCUGCGCUACGCCGUCAUCGAUGGAAAAGUCAACCCUAAACGCCGCAUAGACCUGGUGGAGGAAUUCAACAUCAACCCCAAGGGACCUCAGGUGAUGCUGGUGUCUCUCUGUGCCGGAGGAGUCGGCCUCAAUUUGGUGGGCGGGAAUCAUCUCUUCCUUAUGGACAUGCACUGGAACCCAGCCCUAGAGGACCAAGCCUGCGACCGAAUCUACCGCGUGGGACAGAAGAGAGAUGUCACCAUCCACAGGUUUGAGUGCAAGGGCACAGUGGAGCAAAAGAUUGCCACGCUGCAGGCCAAAAAGAAGCAACUGGCCCAGAGCGUGCUGUCCGGAACAGGCAACGCUGUCACCAAGCUUUCCCUCGCAGAUCUCAAGAUUAUAUUUGGCAUUUGAAGUCUGUUGAUUUGCCUGUGAAUGUUCUUAUGUGUGGCAGUUCAGUGUUUUUCAAUAUUAACAGAGCCAAGGUACUUAUGCUUUUCCAAGGAACCCAAUUUGUGUUGAUUAUUAUUUUUUUGGUUGUAAAAAUAUUUUAAAUUCUUACAUACGCUUUUGUGUUUGAGUUGAUACGUUACAAUACUGGGCGAUUUUUCAGUAUCGAAAUAAUGACAUGCCCAAUAUGAUGCCAUCCAUCUUGGUGGGGGCGACAGCCCCCCUUUGGCCCGCCCAUUGUUACGGGUCUGUUUUGCCUUUGAGUCAUUAAAAAGAAAAUGUGUAUUGUUCAA
Molecule: messenger RNA, 3605 nt
Organism: Syngnathus typhle (broad-nosed pipefish)
Lineage: Eukaryota; Metazoa; Chordata; Actinopteri; Syngnathiformes; Syngnathidae
Gene: ttf2
Product: transcription termination factor, RNA polymerase II
Exons: 21
Coding region: 253-3276 (1007 amino acids)
Molecular function (GO): ATP-dependent chromatin remodeler activity; zinc ion binding; ATP binding
Source: RefSeq, a predicted model, not a curated record